Molecule: messenger RNA, 2697 nt
Organism: Colletotrichum orchidophilum
Lineage: Eukaryota; Fungi; Ascomycota; Sordariomycetes; Glomerellales; Glomerellaceae
Product: F-box domain-containing protein
Exons: 3
Coding region: 1-2697 (898 amino acids)
Source: RefSeq, a predicted model, not a curated record
AUGGCCCCAGCCCUGCAUACCAGCGACUCUACGACCCAUCAAGCCGCCGAGCCGCAUCCGAACGAGGUCGAGCUUCCCUACCACAACGACGUGCCAGGCCACCCAGCUUCCGUCGAUCACGAUGGCAUCUCCGAUGCUUCGGUAGCUUCGGUAGACCCCUCUGUGGUCAUGCGCAAGCUUAUGAAGGGCAAGGAUAAGGAAUGGGAUGCUGUCGCGCCCAGCAAGUCGGGCAAGAAGCUGACCCUUCUCGAGCUGCCGAUUACGCACACGAAUGAUCUUACCUCGCUCGCCUUGACCAACUCGAACCUCCACAAUCUCGCGAUCCCUCACAUCUACUCGAGAUUCGACAUUGUCUGGCCCGAUGCCACCCAGAUGACCACGUCCGACUCCAAGAGCGUGGAUGCCCUUACCUAUGGUCUUUCUACGAUCUGCCUCGGCAGCUCCUUUGCUCAUCGCACCCGCAAGAUGCUCUACCCGGGGUACACACCUAGCUACGGUACCAACGUUCGGAGACAGAAGAACGACUAUGCCAAAUAUACGAAGAAAUUCUCGCUGGGCAACGGUCCGCAAGAUUGGGUGGCGGAAUACAUGAUUUCCAAGGAGAGCGGCAAGAUGCUAGGCACGCUUGUCGCUCUAGCUGUGGAGAAGAUGGUCAACCUGGAGUCCUUUGUCUGGGAUAUGCCGACUGGUGUGCUCUCCGAAAUCUUCAUGGCUCUGGCCUCCAUUCCGGAACAGAGCUCAGACGGCGAGUCGAAGCUCGAAAAGGUUUGGGUGAGAUGGCAUGACAAUUCCGACGGUUCCAGUCCGUCACCAUCGUCAAGUCCGCCUCCCCCGAUCCCGUCCACCCUACCGGCCGGCAGCAACCUCACCACAGUCGGCAUCUUGAUUCCUUCGGACGCUGCCCAUCCGGCACCGCGGGGCGCGAUACCGUACGCGGAAACCCAAAUCGAAUUUCCUACCUUUAGCGUCUUGCCUCCGCUCAAGAGUUUGACUGUUCUAGAUAUCGACGAACUUGCUUACCUAGACGAGAUGGCCAUGGCGAUCGAAAGAUCACGAGACCGCCUCCAGGAACUCCGCGUCGGUAUAUCCUCAAGGGCCGUCUUCAAGGACUUUGUCCAGGCCUGGGAUGGGCCCGACCUGCAGCAAAUUGAUAGGGAUGCCAGAUGGCCUGGUGAGAGCUCCAUUGGCGAGAGAAGGCUUGGCGGGGUUCUAGGAGUGCUUGUCGGUCGUAUCUAUGAUAUCCGCCGCAAGACGUCUUCGAAAUCGAAAGAAAAGGCUCCUAUGGUAUCGACGCAAGCGAUUCUGGAGACCACGGAGACCUCAAAUAGCGUAGGACAACCCAACACGAACGAGCCAGACGCCAUGGAAGUAGAUGGCCCAAUUGAGUCGCUCUCAAUCGAUGCCGCGGCUCAUCCAACGGAAACAGCUCAUGUUACAGGCGCAAAUAGCCAAGCACAUCAUGAGGAAAAGUCACAGCCUGCGAAAGAUCAAGCGACCAGCGACGGGGACAUCGUGGAUACACCUUUGGGUGUGACGAGAAAGAGGCUGGACGGCAAACUCAAGCUACGCUCGCUCGAGCUCGAAAGAGUUCCGCUGUCAAUUCAAGUAUUCAGUCAGGCCUUCGACUGGACUGUCUUGACCACAUUGACCAUACUCGAGUGUUCCCAGCACGAUAGUCUCUGGAAGGCAUUGCGAAAGCAAUUUGCCCCCACUCCGGUUGUCAGGCUCGGAUCUCAUCAACACCAGGUCAGCUCUAAGCAAGUUUUGGAAUACCAUCUCAGUCUCAAGAGCAUUCACACGGAUGUCACCUCGGCGGCUUUGAUUAGCUUUCUCAGAGAUACUCUGGCACCUAACAGUCUGGAGGUUCUCUUCUUGCAGGAUCGCAGACGGGCCAGUGGGCCGCCAGCCGUGACCAUAGAUCAGAUCUUUAAGGGAAUCAUCAGAAAGCAUCGAGCGAGCUUGCAAAAGGUUCUUCUGGACAGUUCAGACCGGAAGCGUAGCAAUAACAACCCGUCGACAGACACCGCUCGCUGGCGCAACUGGGUGCUGCCGACAGACAUGUUACUUUACAUGACGAGUGGACGCAUGGUGGGCCUCAGGGAACUGGCCAUUUCCUUGCACUUCAAAGACUGGCACACGUUCCUUCAGCGCUUGCCCAACACUCCUCAACUGCGAUCCCUCAACCUGCAGCAUAUUGCCGACCAUAUACUCGGCAACUUUGAUCCGCGGGAGUUGGCGUUGCAGAUGGUGGAUAUUAUCACCCUCCGCCCUGAUAUCCAACUUUGUUAUGUGGGAAUUUCCACCAAAUGCUUUGAGAUCUUGGAGAGCAAGCCAGCAGAAGAAGGUGGUGCUUCGACCACGAGUGUCACCGCUGAUCAGGGUGUAGUGGGUCACGAAUCUGGAGUCGACGGCGAAGACGACGAUGAGGACGAUGAGGUCGCUACGGACGACGACGACGACGACACGGCGAGUCAGGUGGAUGAAGAUACCUCCGAAGAGGAGACUGAUGAUACCCCGGGGAAUGCAGUACAUGCAGAUGACUCGCAGUCGGAGGCGUCUGCGGCGCAGGAUUCAGACGACGAUGAAUCGAUGCGAGAUGCCGACUACGGCAACUCGCGUCCACGUCUCCGACUUCGCGAAAUUCUCUUUUAUGACGACAAGGUCGCCAUCUUCAAGGCUCGGCACGGCAAACUGUGA